Neocloeon triangulifer is the source of this 1122-nucleotide messenger RNA. RefSeq names its product homeodomain-only protein-like. Gene Ontology annotation, biological process: regulation of transcription by RNA polymerase II; cell differentiation. The transcript has 3 exons. Lineage: Eukaryota; Metazoa; Arthropoda; Insecta; Ephemeroptera; Baetidae. The record is from RefSeq and is a predicted model, not a curated record. Gene Ontology annotation, cellular component: nucleus. Bases 111 to 377 code for a protein of 88 amino acids. Gene Ontology annotation, molecular function: DNA binding.
AGUUUUACUCGCGAGGAGAAGAGUCCACAAUCAGUCUGACGUGCAGCGUACGAAGUGAAGGAGCACCAUCUCAGCCCACUAACUAAGCUUUUUGGCAGUUCUAUCUGUGCAUGAUGAGCUCUUCCUCCGGCUCGGUGCAGUCCAUGUCUCCGCCGAAUCUUUCUCCGCAGAGGAACGUGAUCCAGAUCACCGCCGAGCAGUGGGACGCUCUGGAGGCGCAAUUCGCCAAAGUCAAGAACCCGCACCCGACCGACUUGGUGCUUCUCGCAGCUGAAAUCGGACUUGACGAGAACGACGUCCAGGCUUGGUACACCCAAAGGAUUGCUGCCUGGCGGAGGUCGCAGGGCCUCAGUCCGUUCUCCGGCAGAGUCGACUAAAAACCGCAUAACCAAUUAUUUACUUCUCAGUGUAAUAUUCUCCCCAAAACGUCAUUAACGGAACUAUAAGAAAUUAUUUUAACUGUUGGCAUAAGCAGCUGUCCGUUCCAUUUUUCCAAAAUGUGAUGUCUCGCCGUGCACUUUUUGUGUGCUUAUUUAUACGAGAGCAAAUCAAAACACGUUAGCUGUAAAUUUAUAUAUCAAAACACGUGCGAGAUGAAUGGCAAGAAAAAAAGUAGCUUUUUUUGGACAGCUGCCAGGAUUUGUGUCAAUCGGCAGCAGAUUGCUAACUAAUUUGAGAAGGAGCGACUCAUCGUCUUUGUAUUUCACAUACAAUUUUUUUUAACUUUAGGACCAACUAUUCUUCUUGUCAGGCAGUUAAUUGACUUUGAAAAUAUUUGUUAUUCUAUGAUGUAUUAAUUAUUUGCAUCGCAUAUUGUUUGUACCUGAAGUCAAUUUUGAUGAAUUAAUUGUAUAGCUAAAAAUGUGUAAUGUAUACCCCAAUGUAACUUUAUACUUUCCCUAUAUGUACUCUAUCAAUUUUAAUUAAUUAAUAUAUACAGAAAACACCAAAGGCAGCAACUAUACACGUGAACUCUAUGACAGUUAUAUAAUUAAUUCUCGUUAAUUUAUUUUCUUACUUAAUUACUUCACGUCUUUUCCUUAAAAACGCAAUAAAUAAAAGUCACUUGUAUAUCCAAAGUAAUUAAUUAAAUUAAAUAAUAAAAAUACUUAGAUUAUCGAA